AUGCCUCUCAUCAAUGAAUCCCAUGACUCUCUCCCAUAUAUCGAUGCUGAACCUUCCGCCCAAGCUCGAGCUAAUGCGGAGAAACUCAUAGCCUCAGAGCUGACCGCAGACUAUUCGUCGGCAAUCCAUCCUUCCAUCCCCGCUUUCCCCAACCCCCAGUUUUCCCCCCUCAUCCAGCAGGAGGUCGAGCGCAAGGCCGCAGGAUUACCUUUGACAGGUGGCAUUGACCUUUCCCGAUAUGAGGCUCCUGAACCACCAACCCGAUCGUCCGAGGGGGGACCAAACGCGGCACCAAAUCUCGAGGAGUGGCGCCAAGCCUUGCAGAAGGCCUACACAGCCAGCUCUCACUUGUCCAUGAGGCGGGAUAAUCUGACGCUUCUGGAAGAGAAUGGCAAAAACGCUUGGCUGAUUGGUAACUCUCAGUUGGAGGAUAUCUUACGAGGACUUGAGAAGGAAUUGGCCGAAACCAAAGAAGCUGCGGAGACGGUGAACAGGCAAAGAAAGAUCGCUCAAGAGUCGAGCAAAGGAGAGCUUGCGGGGUUGGAGGAGACCUGGAAGAGAGGUGUGGGUGCCAUCCUCGACGUUGAGUUGGCUUCGGAAAAUCUACGGAUGCAAAUUUUAGAACAGCGACGUCAGCUUGCGCAGCAGCACGCUCGGUAG
Messenger RNA from Aspergillus alliaceus, 660 nucleotides. RefSeq names its product pre-mRNA-splicing factor SPF27 family protein. The record is from RefSeq and is a predicted model, not a curated record. Bases 1 to 660 code for a protein of 219 amino acids. Gene Ontology annotation, cellular component: precatalytic spliceosome; Prp19 complex; catalytic step 2 spliceosome. Gene Ontology annotation, biological process: mRNA processing. Lineage: Eukaryota; Fungi; Ascomycota; Eurotiomycetes; Eurotiales; Aspergillaceae. The transcript is spliced from 2 exons.